AUGGCAGUCGAAGUUCCCGACUCGUUGAACUGGCUCUCCUUCGUUACUGGGAUCCUGGGCUUCGGCCUGACAACGCUCAAUCUCAUCGCCUUGUACGCCAACUUCGUCGCCACGCUUCGCUCAGCACCGCACGAAAUCCGUGAUUCCCUUGGAAAUCUUCGACAGCAGCUGUGCGAAGAGCGCGAGGCACUUCGCCACCAGACGCGGGAGAUCCGGUCCAGAAGCAAGCUUCGUCAGCGCAUAUCUCAUAUUGGUGACAAAAUCUCUAAUACCGAGGCUCGCAAUGCGCUCAUGUAUGCUGAGAGUACCAUUCCUCUGCAUUACAUGACCCUUCGCGAUCUUUGGUAUGCUUUCAAAGACCUCGAGAGACCGUUCCUCGUAGCAAGCGGCCAUCGAGCCGAAGCAAUCCACAACGGUGCUUCGUGGGUGGAGAACGACCUAGACGAGAAGGUACGGGGAGACUUUGAGAGGCAUGGAGAGGCGGGGAGUUUUGCAGAUUGGAGCGCGUUAUAUAAGUGCGACUUCGUUCAUCGGUUUAUCUGGUGGCAGACGAAGGACAAUGUAAAGAAGUUGGGUGAUGAAGUUAUGCGAGUGAUGCUACGGAGAACAGAAAGAGAAGUCACAUAUACCCGGAUGAUGGUUAAGCAGAUGUUUCAAGGCGGUGGAACUGCACAAGUUGUCGAAGGGCAUCCGAAGCGUCCCGGGGGAGGUGGUGGAGCCAGGCAACCUUUAAGUAGGGGAUUUGUACGUGUGCCGUUGAGGAGGAGGACGCCUCAGCCAAGAUACGACCAGGAAAGCUCAUCCCUUGACCAAAUCAGAGAUGAUGAAAGCCGGAUAACAAGGUGGGGUACUGAGAAUUCGAGAGAAAACAGUCCUGCCGCCAGUGAGCAGAGAAAAAGUUAUCCCCGGAGUGACGCUGCCACCGUUGGCAAACAUCACCAUCAUCGCCAUCGCCACCGACAUCAACACAAAAGGGAGAGAUGGGGUGAUUUUCAGGCUCGAGCUGACAGAGCCUAUGAGAGUGAGAAUUUGGCCGAGGUAUCAAGGGAUGGAGGGCACAGGGUUAUUGAGGUGAUUCCUAGACGCGAUUUUGAGCAUCAUCCACAAGCAAGGCUAAAUGACGAAGAGCAUUGA
Messenger RNA from Colletotrichum truncatum, 1134 nucleotides. RefSeq lists its product as uncharacterized. The record is from RefSeq and is a predicted model, not a curated record. Lineage: Eukaryota; Fungi; Ascomycota; Sordariomycetes; Glomerellales; Glomerellaceae.